GUACAAGUCAAGUCAACUUCAGUCUACAACAUCAACUACUUUCUCUCAGUCCAAACAUCUCUUUCGCUUUUUCUCAUUGCUGUCUACCAAGCCAUUCACCCUCUCAUAUCAUCAGCGAUUUCAAGACCCAAAGAACUUUAUCACACUCUGCAUCGAGAUCCAUCAUAACACCAACAAGAUGAAGCUGCUCACAAUCAUUCACUGCCUCACGCUCUUUGUUCUGCAGGUCCUCGCUCAGUACUCGAACAAUGCACCCAUCACCGAGAACAAUCCCAUCAAAGCCACCUUCCAGGCCAUCCUCCAAGUCGACAAGCCGAUACAAGGUCAGAUCACCGGCGUGUCCAGCGACAACGGCACCGGUGUAAACUUCAACGUCAACUUUUUCGAUUUCCCAGAUGCUUCGAUUGGUCCAUUCUCAUACCACAUCCACGUCGACCCUGUCCCCAAAGACGGCAACUGCACGGGCACGGGAGGCCACCUCGACCCUUACGACCGCGGCGAGACGCCAGCGUGCGACGCUUAUGAGCCGUCGACAUGCCAAUGCGGUGACUUGAGCGGCAAACACGGUCCCAUCAACGACACUGCAACCGAAAAAAACUUCCAAGUCACCUAUCUCGACCUCUACCUCUCCACGCACCCCGAAUCCCCGGCCUAUUUCGGCAACCGAAGUGUCGUCAUCCACGCCGCAAACGGGACAAGAUUGAAUUGUGGCAACUUCACACAGCAAGUGGCUACAAACGUAACUACGGGAAAUAAUAAUAGUACAGGUACUGGUUCCGGUAGAAGUGGUGGGAAUGUGACGACCUCGAGCACUCCUCCGCUCGUCACACAACACGGUGGUGAUGCGGAUGUUGUCACUCCGGGUAUGGUGUUUGGGUUUGCCGUGGCUGUGGUUGUCGCUGGGGUAAUGUCUCUGCUUUGAGCACAGCAUCCUCGCCGUCGAAAAAGUAUCACGGCCUUGGUGACCCUGAUCUGCGGAUAACAACAAGGGCAACCUGUGUCCGACGGCGAUGGAAACAAACCAACUCCAUCAUAUGAUGCCAGAAAUACAUUUCCAUCUCGACUGUUUGAUCCAGACAAAAAAAGAGCAACAAAAACAACCAGUGAUUUACUACGAGCUUUGAUGAGACAUUCGAAAAAGAUCCCAGCAGGAAGAAGAACAGGCCAAUAAGUUGUGUACCAAGUACCCAGGUA
Messenger RNA from Exophiala oligosperma, 1194 nucleotides. RefSeq lists its product as uncharacterized. Gene Ontology annotation, molecular function: metal ion binding. The record is from RefSeq and is a predicted model, not a curated record. Gene Ontology annotation, biological process: superoxide metabolic process. NCBI's taxonomy places the organism in Eukaryota, Fungi, Ascomycota, Eurotiomycetes, Chaetothyriales, Herpotrichiellaceae. The transcript is spliced from 2 exons. The coding region runs from base 179 to 922 and encodes 247 amino acids.